Caenorhabditis elegans is the source of this 963-nucleotide messenger RNA. RefSeq names its product G-protein coupled receptors family 1 profile domain-containing protein (gene srx-73). Gene Ontology annotation, molecular function: G protein-coupled receptor activity. The transcript is spliced from 8 exons. The record is from RefSeq and is marked reviewed. The coding region runs from base 1 to 963 and encodes 320 amino acids. Gene Ontology annotation, cellular component: membrane. Gene Ontology annotation, biological process: G protein-coupled receptor signaling pathway; signal transduction. Lineage: Eukaryota; Metazoa; Nematoda; Chromadorea; Rhabditida; Rhabditidae.
AUGGAUAUAUUGAAUCUAAUCGGAUCGAUUAUUGUACUUAUCGUGGCUGUCCCUGGAAUUUUGUUCAGCUCUUUUGUAGUAUAUUUAUUUGUUUCGGGAUCUUCAGACAAGACCAGUUUCAAUGUAAUAUGCUUGACAAGAGCAGUGAAUAAUAUAAUUGUGUUGGUUUUCAACUUUUUGGUAAUCACAUUUCCAUCGCUAUUAUUAUCUUACAACUAUCUUCCAAUAUCACUAGAAACACUGCUCAUACUUUCAACUGUCAAUAUCUAUGUGGCAAAUGAUGUUCUAACGAUUUUAGUUGCAAUUAAUCGAUUUAUUGCAAUGUUCGCCCCGUUCUAUUAUGACAAACUUUGCAGUAUUAAAGUCACUGCGGCAUGUAUCUCCCUCAUCUACUUGAAUCGAGUAUAUGCAACUAUGACAAAAAGCUACAAUCUUUUUGACGGAGGCUGCAGAAUUUACACAAGCCUUGAAACAUUUGCAACUACAUAUGAAGACCCUAGCUGUAAAAAAACAUCGGACAAUGGAUUCAGUAGUUUUGACGUGCUUUUCGGAGCAAUUGGGUUCCUUGGGAUAGCACUUAUUUUGAAUCUUUUUACGUUUUCCAAGAUUUUAAGGUUUUAUUUGGGCAAGAAUGGACAGAGAAGCAAGGAAACUUCAAUGUCAAUUAGGAAAAACAUUCGGAUGUUUUUUCAAACAGUGCUUCAAGAUUCUCUAUUUCUGAUUGAUGUAUUAUUCACAUACAAGUUCAGCACUCUGAGCAAAGCCCGUAUUUGGCUCUUCAUAAGCAUAAUUCUUGUUUGGGAGUCGAUUUAUAUGCUUGAUGGAUUUAUUAUGUUAAUGUUUUCGGAUAAACUAUCGACUUUAAAAUCGAUGUUUGUGAAGAAAAAGUUAAAUUCAAUAGAACGGGUGCCAUCGGAAAUUCGAUCAGUUAAUCCUGUACACUCAUUGGCAGAAGUUGGUUGA